GACAUGGCUAUCGUGGAUCCUCUGGGGAGCCUCAACAACAUCCUGAUGCUGAUGAGGCAGAGAAGAGUCUCUCCAGAUCAGAACACCAGAUGGACAACGCUAGCCCUUCCUCCCUCCUGGAGUCCCCGUGUCGUUCCUCUCCCGGUAGCACCUUACUGCUGGGUAUGAAGAGGUUGUCUGUGCUGCUGGUGGACUUCAGGAAAACAACGGGGCUGAGUGGAACUGUGAGAGGAGGAGAAGAGAUGAAAGGAUCAGAUUUAACUCAUCAAAGAGGAAAACCAAACUUGGAGGAACCAAAGACGUCCGAACCAGCAAGACGACACCUCUGCUCCCAGAUUGGAAAGAGUUUUACCAAGUUAGGAAGCCUGAAAAGACAUAAGCGGACACACACAGGAGCGAAGACACACCAUUGCUCCCAGUGUGGAAAGAGUUUCAAAUUGUUACGAACCCUUAAAGGUCAUGAGCGAAUACACACAGGGGAGAAGCCAUACCACUGUACCCAGUGUGCAAAGCGGUUUACCCAUUUAGGAAGCCUGAAAGCGCAUGAGCGAAUACACACAGGGGAGAAGCCUUACCGCUGCUCCCAGUGUGGAAAGAGUUUUACCCAGUUAGGAAACCUGAAAGCUCAUGAGCGAGUACACACAGGUGAGAAACCUUACAAAUGCUUAGACUGUGGGAAGAUAUAUUACUCAUCACAGUCACUUAAAAGUCAUGAGAGAAUCCACACAGGGGAGAAGCCUUACCACUGCUCCCAGUGCGCAAAGCAUUUUACCCAUUUACGAUGCCUGAAAGUUCAUGAGCGAAUACACACAGGAGAGAAGCCUUACUGCUGUUCCCAGUGUGGAAAGCGUUUUACCCAGUUAGGAAACCUGAAAGCUCAUGAGCGAAUACACACCGGGGAGAAGCCCUACCACUGCUCCCACUGUGGAAAGAGAUUUAACCAUUCAGGAAAGCUGAAAGAACACAUGAAACUGCACACAGAGGUGUGCAGACAACAGAUGGUGUUUAUGGUGGAGAGGACUGUGGACUCAGUGGAGGACAUCCCAGCCACUUGGCAGUGUUGACACUGCUACUUCCUAUCUGACUGGUAAUAGGACUUCACUGCUACUUCCUAUCUGACUGGUAAUAGGACUUCACUACUACUUCCUAUCUGACUGGUAAUAGGACUUCACUGCUACUUCCUAUCUGACUGGUAGUAGGACUUCACUGCUACUUCCUAUCUGACUGGUAAUAGGACUUCACUGCUACUUCCUAUCUGACUGGUAAUAGGACUUCACUGCUAUUUCAUAGUUUUGAUGUCUUCAUCUAUUAUGCUAUAAUGUAGAAAAUAGUAAAAAAUAAAGAAAAACCCUUGAAUGAGUAGGUGUGUCCACCGUUUGACUGGUACUGUAAACUUAUGCUACUGUCACAUAACAUAAUACCAUGUCAGAGUCACAUAACAUAAUACCAUGUCAGAGUCACAUAACAUAAUACCAUGUCAGAGUCACAUAACAUAAUACCAUGUCAGAGUCAGAGUCACAUAACAUAAUACAAUGUCAGAGUCACAUAACAUAAUACAAUGUCAGAGUCACAUAACAUAAUACCAUGUCAGAGUCACAUAACAUAACACAAUGUCAGAGUCACAUAACAUAAUACAAUGUCAGAGUCAGUGUUUGCAUCCUUAGAUGCUUUGGUAAUGUGUUAUAUUGUGUACAUGUUCCACCUGUAGAUACUAGUACAUUAGUAGUACAUAACAGUGUAAUAGUGUAGUACCACAGUACGGAACCAGAACCAGCCUUCUGGACAUGUGUAGUAUGUAAAAUAUCAGGGACUCCUUGAUUCACCAAAGGUUCUUGUUCUCUACAGUUUAACAUAAACAGUAUUUCUCUCCCCUCUAAAAACAUACUUUUGGAUUAUAAACAUGUCAUUAAAAAAGAUGCCUAAAGUA
Messenger RNA from Oncorhynchus kisutch (coho salmon), 1927 nucleotides. Its product is annotated as zinc finger protein 239-like. NCBI's taxonomy places the organism in Eukaryota, Metazoa, Chordata, Actinopteri, Salmoniformes, Salmonidae. The record is from RefSeq and is a predicted model, not a curated record. Gene Ontology annotation, biological process: regulation of transcription by RNA polymerase II. The transcript is spliced from 4 exons. Gene Ontology annotation, molecular function: RNA polymerase II transcription regulatory region sequence-specific DNA binding; DNA-binding transcription factor activity, RNA polymerase II-specific. The coding region runs from base 90 to 1064 and encodes 324 amino acids. Gene Ontology annotation, cellular component: nucleus.